AUGUGGGAAGAGAUGGCGUUGCGUAUCCUACCAAGAUUGCCUUCCAAAUCUCUAAUGCGAUUUAAAUGUGUUCGUAAAUCGUGGUACACUGUGAUCAACAAUCCUAUGUUUGUGGAAACUCACCUCUCUAAUUCGAUGAACAAUAAACUGUCCACUUGCGUUCUUUUCAAUCGUUCUGUACACAGCAACGCUAACACUGGUGGGAAGGAUUUUGGAUUAUCCUUCCUAUAUCUUCACAAUGAUUAUGAUGAUUCUGAGCAUAACAUCAAUUCUGUUGUCGAGGACAUCAAAUUUCCACUUUCUACAGUACAAUUUAUUGGUCUCGAGGUUAUAGAAUCUCUAAAUAUUAGAGCCCAUUGUAAUGGGAUAGUUUAUUUAUGUGACGAUGCUGGUAACAACCAUGUUUUAUGCAAUCCAGCAAUCAAGGAACUCAAGCUUCUUCCCAAAUCAUGCCUUCCCAAUUGGAGGUACUGUAAUGUGGGGAUUGGAUAUGAUCCCAAAUCUAAAGAUUACAAAGUUCAUAGAAUUGCAUAUUAUGGUGGGGAUGUUUUUGUUGAGGCUCUGGAAAUGUUUCCUCCUAGAGUUGAAAUAUACACCUUCUGUACUGAUUCUUGGAGCGAGAUGAAGAAUAAUUCGUUAGAAACAGAUGCAACUUUCUUUUGGCCUGUUGAUUUCCAGAUGUACUUCAAGGGAAUUUGUUAUUGGGUGGGGUAUGAGCAACCAAAACAAUUCAACUCUCCCUACGAUCCAUUGGAGGAUGAUGAAAAGAAGCCAAUGGUCAUUUUAUUUGAUACAGGUGAUGAGGUAUUUCAUAAUAUAGUGUUUCCAGAUAGUAUAUCUAUGUAUGAAGGAUCACCUCAUUGUUAUGAUAUGUGUUGUGAUAUGCGCAUUAUACUGUGGAAUGGAUUUAUUGCUCUUUUUGGCAUCAACCGUUUUAGUGCAUUGCCUGAAUCCUAUGAAGUUUGGGUGUUGGAUGACUUUGACGGUGCUAAGGGUUCUUGGACAAACCACUUUACUUUUGAGCCAGUGAUGGACAUUAAGAGGGUAUUGGAAUUUUGGAAGAGUGAUGAGAUUCUUAUGGUUACCCAAGAUGGAGAUAUAGUAUCUUACAGCCUUGAAACUGAGAAGCUUAAGAAUCUUCCCAUGAAUAACCUAUCUGAUUUCGAAACUAUUGUGUAUGUGAAUAGUUUAGUUCCGAUCACAGGUUUGAUCCUGUAG
Molecule: messenger RNA, 1218 nt
Organism: Prunus dulcis (almond)
Lineage: Eukaryota; Viridiplantae; Streptophyta; Magnoliopsida; Rosales; Rosaceae
Product: F-box/kelch-repeat protein At3g06240-like
Exons: 1
Coding region: 1-1218 (405 amino acids)
Molecular function (GO): protein binding
Source: RefSeq, a predicted model, not a curated record